CAGUAACUUAAACCCCACAAACUCCACCUUCUGAGUGAGGAAGCUGUGGGUUGAUGGAAAUGUAGUGAGCAGAUUGAGACAGACAGUGAAUCAUUAGCGAACUGCAACGCCAGGAUGAACUUGUCUGGAACCUAAAAGGAGGAACCGUCGCGGAGGCUUUUGCUGCGCCGGGUUUUGCUAAACACAGCCAAAGUGGAUCUAAGAGCUGGUUGAUCCCCAGUCCAAGAUGCUGCUGGUUUCCCAGCGGGUAGAAGCACCACGCAUGGAGCCGCAUAUUCCGUUACAGGGAUCCAUUAAAAGAAAACUGGAAGAUGAUAGCUCUCCUGCCUCCAGCGGUGUGCCUGAUGUCAUUUUCCCCAAUGACAGCAAAAGACUCUGUCUUGACGACGUAACCCUUUCCAUGGGCCAAGGUACCAAUCCCAAUGUGGCGUGUCCGGAUAUGCAGAAUUCGCCGUUCUCCACCAGCCACAGCGCUUCCUCCCUGGGAGUAGCAGGUCACUCAGUGCUCCUGGAAGGCAGUCACCUGAACGGCAGCGGCAUCGGUUCUCCUUUUCCAGUUCCACCCAACACAGAAAUAAACCAGAAGGGGUCAAUAGGAGGACAGAAUAACAACAUUGUCCACUAUGACGAGAAAGGAAACAACUUGCAGACUGUGGACCAAGAACUGCAAGAUCUAUUGGAAGAGCUGACAAAAAUGCCUGAUCCUUCCCCCAACGACCUGGAUCUGGAGAAGAUUUUGGGCAGCAAGGCUGAAGAGCCCCUAGGACUGAGUCAUUCUCAAUCAAGCAUGAGUACCACUCCAAAGUCCUCGCCGCAGACUUCCCAUUUGGAGAACCACGUUGCUAACAAAGAUUUUUCUCCAGGCUGCAAUCCAGCCAGCGGAGGAUCUCCUCAGAUGAGACCGUCGUCUGCUGGAGCUAGCUUCCAAGUCCCUCCCUCAAACAAACCUGCCGCAUCGCCCAUCUCCACAGCAGCCCAGGGGAAGAGCCAGCCACCACCUAUGCUUCCGGUUCCCUUACCCAGCAUGCCUGGCUCCAACUGGCACGCGCAGCAGCUAAAGCAGCUCGCAGCUAGCAAGCAGGUAUCUACUACCAAGCAACAAGUUCAGGCUCCCAGCUGGCCAACUAUGUCUCCUCCUGGUCUCUCUCCCCCUUACAGGGCAGGAUCAUCCCCACACCAUCAACCGUUCAGCCCCCAGAAUGUUAUGGUGUCUGGCAUGCCCUCUAAUAAUUUACCAGGAAACAAUAUUCAGAGUCCUCAAAACACUCUGCUCUCAAGCAUGGCUCCCAGCAGCACCCCGUCCAGUGGGCCCUCUCCUCCCUACGGGUCGGAGAAGCUUUCCAGCCCGGCUCUGAACCAGCAGCCUUUCAGCCCUCAGAGCGCCAUGCUGCCCACCCUGACGUCCGCCAGCAUCCCAGCCAACAAUAUCAAAAGUCCACAGAACAACCUGGUUGCCAGCAUGGCCUCUACAAACACUGGACCUUCUCCGCCUUACAGGCCAGAAAAGCUGUCAAGCCCAGCUCUGCACCAGCAGCCCUUCAGUCCUCAAGGUACAUUAAUCUCUAACAUCACUCCCACCAGCAACCCCACAAGUAUGCAGAGCUCGCUUUUUAAAUCAAUGACUCCAAACCAGUCCAAAAAUAUGAACAUAAUUAUGCAACAGCCGUCUAGUAGCUUACAGCCAGGUCUGGUGAAUGAGAGCCCUGUUAGCCAAGACCAGUUUUCUUUCAAUAACACCAAACCACUGUCUCACUUUGCCUCAGAGUCAGCUACUCAAAAGAUGUCGCCCAUGACAGCAGGACAAGGGCAGCAGUCUCUCAUUCACUAUCUCCAGCAACAGCAGCAAUCUCCAGCCACGCAGCAGUCCCAGCAGACUAACAACAGCCAGUUCCUCCAGCAGCAAUUUCGACAACUGAUGCAGCCACAUCGGAUGCAGAGACACAUGCAGCCCGCUGCACUGCCAUCUCAAAACAGACAGGAUCAAAAUCCUGGAAUCGUUGCCAGGCUUCAGGAGCCGGGCUCCAUCCCAAGCGGAGGCUCUGUGCCGGCACCAGCCACGGUGAACGGGUACACGAUGAGGAACCAUUUACUGAAGCAGCAGAUAAUGAAACGCCAGCUGAUGCAGGAAAAGCAGAGACAAAACAUGCUGGGAGUAACAUCUGAGCAGAGGAGUUUGUUUGCGGCUCAGCAGAUGAAUCAGUUUCAAGCUGUGCAGCAGCCGAUUCCUACUGACUGCAGCCAGCCGAUGCCAGCUCCUCCAGCCAACCACCGCAUGCUGCCGUCUAACCCAGCCCUCCUGCAGAGCACCCUGGGCUCCGGCAUUGCCCCCGCCACGGCCAGCCAGAGCAGCGGGACGAUGGUGAUGAUUCCACACAAUCCUGGUAAACAGCAGGGGAUUUUUCCGCCUAACUCUGACUUUAACAUCCCACUGCGGCCAAGCCAGAACUCGCUGGGCAUGAACUCGGGAUGCCAAACAGUACAUAGCCACUCUGCUGUGCGGCCGGGAAUGGCGAUGGCAGGCUUUAGUUCUGGUUCCCUAGCAAAUCACUCUGCAACUCAACAACACUUGAGACAGCCGAGUAUGCCAAGAAUCCCUAACGUCUAUCCCAACUCAUCUGCCCAGAUGUGGACACCAACUGCUGUGCCAAGGAUGCCAAAUCAAAGCCAAAUGGAUGCCAGCAUGCAGCAGUUCUCCAGUAGCACUCUUUUCUCUAAACAGAACAUGAGACCAAAUACAUCAGGUCAGCAGUUUUCCCAACAGGCCGUAGUGCCACCUAAUCAGAUUGCUCCCGGCGUCCAGGUCAGACAGAUGCAAAAACUAAGCAUGGGGCAGUCUGGCCAGGGCUUGAGCUCAAUGAGUAAUCAGAACUUGAGACACAAUUUAACCAGAGGACCAUUGCCAGCUAUGAAUGUUAUGAAAUCCAUGCCACAGGGAGUGUCCAGUUUUAACCAGCUCAAUCCUGCCUCAGGCCUUGGCCCGCCAAGUUACCCUUCCACGGGCCAGCCAUCCGAUACGUUCAGCCGAAUGAGCGCUGCCGCUGAGCUGCCCCAGUAUGACUUUGUGCCCCAGCACAGUAACUCGAUCCUGCCUGGCAACUGCAGUGACACUGACUUCCUCGACUCUCUCAUGAAGAACAGCAGCAGCAAUGACGAAGAGUGGUUGAACAAUUUGACAAUGAUAGACGACAUUUUGGGACAGCAUGCUCAAAGCUCCGGACAUGUGUAGCUCAGAGAGAAGCAGUCUUGUUGUACAUAACGUAAGUAUGACUUUUAGAAAUCAGAGACAACCCAUGAAAACAGCCACCUCUUUCAAUACAGAAUGAAUGGACUCAGCCAAUUCUUUGCCUGCAUCAAAGUUUAAUAUUGGCAGUUUUUCAGAUGACUGUAUAUAUUUGAAUAUUUUGUAAAUUAUGUUUUCCUAAAACUUAAAUAUAGAAGUAUUUAUACUUCUUUGUUGGACUGUUUGUAAAUAAAUCUAUAGCAUAACUUUUGGUUUUAUUAUAGGGAUUUCAUUAUACCUUGUUAUAAAUAUGCAAAUAAUAUUGUUAGUUUCAGUAAUACUGUGUAUUACAGCAUAAAAUACUUAUGUUUUUGACAUAACUUAACACAUGAGCUAGGGGUGUCAUUGCAACCAGACUAUGCAGAAAUCAAAUGUGGCAUCUGUGCUCCCAUAUCAAGAGAAAAGAUUGAGGAGUUGCAUUAAAAAUAUAUAUAAAAGAAACUGCCGAUUCACUCGUAGCCUCAAUCUUGCAAACUGCUUCGGGUACGCAGGUCCCAUCAGGGCUGUCAGUGCAUUCAGGGAUCUGCCUGCAGAGACCCAUUUGCAAGAUCACAGGGAAGUUCUCAGCUUGGUACACUCCCACGCAUUGGUUAGACGCUGGCAGUGCACAGUGCAUCGUCCUGCAGUGGGUAUGUGCUCGUGAUACUACAGCUGUUGACGUGUGUGGGUGUGCACGUGUGUGGGUGUGCACGUGUGUGUGUGUGUGUGUGUGUGCACGUUGCAGCCAGCUGAGGAACUGCACUGCAUGACAUGAGUUACACCGAAGAGCAAAUACUGCCUGGACAUUGCGAAGGCUUCCUGGGGACUGUGUCAUUCAGUGAAAAGGUAGUUCUGGUCUGCACACCUCUGCCAUGUAUAUUUGUAGUGUACAGGUGAUUCGUUCCUGGUUUUAAGGCUUUUCAUAAUUUCUGUUUUAAUGUGAGACUUUUUUCAGGGGAAAAGUCUAUAAACAUUAAUAGUUAAUUUUUUGAUGUUUUUCUGUCAGCUACUAUUGUCCUAUGUAUAUUUAAGAGUCUGUUUAUAAAAGAUUCACUGUACUGUAAACUUCUUAAAAUGUUCAUACUUUGUGUAAUCAUAUUUUAAUAGUCACGUCAUACUUCGCAAUACAUUUGUAAUAUAAUGUCGGCUUCAAGCACAGAAUGUUUUUUUCUUCAUACCAUAAUAAACUGCCAGGGGAAAAUUGCA
Dromaius novaehollandiae (emu) is the source of this 4465-nucleotide messenger RNA. It is a transcript of the gene MAMLD1, whose product is annotated as mastermind like domain containing 1. Gene Ontology annotation, biological process: regulation of transcription by RNA polymerase II. The record is from RefSeq and is a predicted model, not a curated record. The transcript has 5 exons. NCBI's taxonomy places the organism in Eukaryota, Metazoa, Chordata, Aves, Casuariiformes, Dromaiidae. Bases 227 to 3226 code for a protein of 999 amino acids. Gene Ontology annotation, cellular component: nuclear body.